Messenger RNA from Sceloporus undulatus (fence lizard), 2404 nucleotides. RefSeq names its product DNL-type zinc finger (gene DNLZ). NCBI's taxonomy places the organism in Eukaryota, Metazoa, Chordata, Lepidosauria, Squamata, Phrynosomatidae. Gene Ontology annotation, biological process: protein folding; protein import into mitochondrial matrix; protein stabilization. Gene Ontology annotation, cellular component: mitochondrion. Gene Ontology annotation, molecular function: zinc ion binding; protein-folding chaperone binding. The transcript is spliced from 5 exons. The record is from RefSeq and is a predicted model, not a curated record. Bases 32 to 529 code for a protein of 165 amino acids.
CCUUCCCCAUAAGGCCCCGCCCACAAUUAAGAUGGCGGCAGCGUUGGCCCGUUCGUUGUUUGUGAGCCGAGGCGGGCGGCUCUUCCAAUGCCUCGGGGUCCGUCUAGGCCUCGGGGCGCCUCCCCGGCUGCCCUCCUUCCUCGCCCGGAGCCUCCGCUGGAGAAGCGCCAGCAGCGAAGAAGGAAAAGAGGCCAUUAAGUUGGCUUCGGCGGCGCACUACAGGCUGAUUUACACGUGUAAGGUGUGUGGGACCCGGUCGGCAAAAACCAUUUCGAAGACAGCCUACCACAAUGGGGUUGUGAUAGUGACAUGCACAGGGUGCCAAAACCACCAUGUGAUUGCCGACAACCUGGGCUGGUUCUCCGACUUGGCCGGGAAACGGAACAUUGAAGAGAUCCUUGCAGCCAAAGGGGAGAAGGUGAAGCGUGUGGUUGGUGAAGAUGCCCUAGAACUCUUACUGCAAGACCCCGAAGUAGCAGAACCCCCAAGCCAAUGCCUCGAAGAAGGUGGAGAAAAAGACCCUAAAUGACUGUGGAUUGCACUACUCUAUUUUGGAUCAAAGAUUAAAAAAUGCCUAGUGGUCACCUCUCAUUUCAACAGAGACAUUUUUGACGAACGUUACCUCAGAUUAAUGUGCCCCAACCCACCUUUUGAUUUGCUGUUUCCUGAUAGAAGCCUUUUCCUGCUGCCAAAGAUGAAGACAACAGUAAAUGAAUCUACUAGCCAACGUUGGACAGAGAUACAGUUAUGAAAGCUUGAGAAGCAGUGGGAAGGACAGCUGGCAACUAAGCACAUAUUUAAGCAAAACAACAUUUGCCUCAGUUACCAAUUACUGUCCUUUGUUCGGAAUGAAAACUGAGGAGUUCCCUCGGCACAAAAUGCAAAUUUGAAGGGGUAGAGGCACAACUAGGCCUGACAGAGCAGAGCAGCCUUCUUGCAGCCAUGCUUCCUUCCAGUUCACCAAUGCAAGCCUUUUGCUUCCUAAAUGAGACACUCUUCCUAUCAUCAUACGGUUUGCCCUGUUGGCGCCAAUGAAAGGGGGUCCAGCAGGAUCUGGUUAGAUUCCUCUUGGCAGAAUUUAUGUCAUUUCUCUCCUGCAUCCUCAGAGGUAUAUUUCCCUCGAUCGUGGAGGCACUGUUCACACCUACAGUGGCUGAUGACUACCCAUAGAUAGAUGCUCCCCCAAUAUUUCUUCAUCUCCCUUUCUAAGCUUAGUGGCCAUCGGCAGGGUGAGCCUCUCUUUUGACAUCUUCCUUGCUCUCAAGAUGGGCCUUCUCAAUUAAUGUGCAGAGAGAAGACCACCAUCUUCUCCAAAAGGCCCACACUGCUCUUGUUCUGUUGUCAUGGAGGCACCUACAAGGUAAGACACAGGGACAGUCUUGUCCCCUCUGCUCCCCCCUCCGCAUUUUUUCUCCAAGGUAAAGAGGCGCACAAGGGAGAAGCUGCUCCCGGGACAAAGUGAGAGCAUCAGGAUACAGUUCUUCAGUGGCUGACGCUCCAAAUCCCACCCUUCCGGUGCUGGUGUCUUAGCUGAAGCUGGGCCUCUGCUGCUGAUCCGACGGCUGUUCAUCUACCUGCUGUUGCUGCUGCUCUUCCUCCUCCUCUUCUUCCUCUGCCUCCUCCUGGGCAGAAGCCAGGUCCACCCUCUGCUCAUCCAUGCGCUUUGCUUGGACCCGUUGGAUGAGGCUGAAGAAGUCCUCAUCUGGCACAGUGGGGCCACGGGGGAGGGAGUUGGGUGGAGCACACCGCUGGUCAUCAAUGCGGGAGGACUAUAGAGGAACCAAAUAAAGGUGGGGGAAAGGAAACAAUGAAUGGAGUCUGUUUGGAAAGACAGGAACAGAGUAGAAGAACAUUUUUUCCUUCUGAAUGUGGACUCUGAGUGAGAGAAAGCAGCCAUGCUGAUGUGUUUUACACCCAAAAUACAAUUACAGUGGCAUCCCAAGACUGAGACAUUUUAGCUGGAAUUCAGUGGGGACAUCUUCACAUGCAAGUGUUCCUUACGUGUGCAGAUGCCGUCUUUUGGGCACUGCACAGGGAGGAAGGAAAUGCCAACCCCUGCAACUCCCCAAAUACGUCACCUUCACAUGUAAGAAACACUUUCAUGUGUGGAUGUUCCUAACAUCCACCCCUGACUCUCUAAAGCCAUCUCAUACAGCUCUGCAUAGCCAAGACAUGUAUGGGGUAAAUAGGGACUCCCUUCCCUGGCACACAAAGACCAUUCUGUUUAAGCAGGCUUUUAAUAUGCAUUGCUCUUAACGAGGCUUCUUACCAUGGUUUGUGCUUUGUUUCUUUUUUAAAAAACCUGUGUCUUUCAAAAAUAAUUGUCUCCUGUUUUAAAAUGAGAUGAUUUAACUUUUAAAAUUUGUAUUGUUAUGAUUUCCUCUGUGAGCCACCUUGGGUUCCA